Messenger RNA from Rhodofomes roseus, 1164 nucleotides. RefSeq names its product glycosyl hydrolase family 61-domain-containing protein. The transcript is spliced from 6 exons. Lineage: Eukaryota; Fungi; Basidiomycota; Agaricomycetes; Polyporales; Fomitopsidaceae. The coding region runs from base 1 to 1164 and encodes 387 amino acids. The record is from RefSeq and is a predicted model, not a curated record.
AUGUUUCUAACAUUCUCUAUACUCACCCUCCUCACAAGCCUCGUCUCACACGUCAUCGCCCAUGGGUACGUCAGCAAUGUCACCGUCGACGGGACGACCUACCCCGGCAACGCCCCAGGGCACUACACAGCCGCCAGUCCGAUCCGCAUGGUGUCGUCCGACAGCCCCGUGACGAACGUCUCCGACCCGGACCUUGCCUGCGGGCUCGGCGCGACCGACGCCGCACUCGACGCCCCCGUCUUCCCGGGUAGCUCAAUCAAUCUUACGUGGGUCUCCGGAGGUGGAGGGAACUGGCCUCACGAAGUCGGGCCGGUCCUGACGUACAUGGCAUCCUGCGGCACGAACGCGAGCACCUGCGCGGGGUUCAACGCGUCCGUGGCUGAGUGGUUCAAGAUCGCCGAGGACGCUCGGCAGCGCUCGCCGGAGAACGCGUCUUGGGUCCAGGAGCUCAUCAUGGAAGGCGACGCCUAUAAUGUGACGAUACCCGCGGGGCUCAAGCCGGGGGCGUACCUGAUCCGGAAUGAGCUCAUAGGCUUGCAGAACGCGAUGGCCCCCGGUGGCGCCGAGUUCUUCCCGUCAUGCACGCAGCUCCGCAUCCUUGGGAACGGAACAGAAGUGCCCGCGCCGAACAACACUGUGCGGUUGCCGGGGGCGUACAACGCGAGCGACCCAGGGAUAUUAUUCGACGCGUAUACGGACCCGGACAAGCCAUACGUGAUUCCCGGACCUCGGAUCGCGACGUUCGUCAACGUGACGAGUCCGGAUGAAGCGAACGGAACCUCCAUUUCCAGCUCUGUCUCAGGCUCACCUCCACCGCCGGCUUCACCCUCAGACAAAGCGGACGACGCACUCCCAGCACCCGUGCCUCCUAGCCCGUCUUUGAACUACCCCCCACCAUCCUCGGCCCCCACCUCCCUACACACGCCCUCGCAAGACCCAGCCUCCACCACCCCAACAGUAUCUAGCACCAUUCUCACCUCAGAAUCUGCGCCGACGCCCACAGGAGAGGCACCGUUAGUCCCAUUGCCCGGACCUGCUCAGGUAACUGCGAACAACCAGGCACAGCUGUGGAUCCCCAUGGUCGACGCUACGCCCCCACAACCCAAACGGCGCGCGUGGCGGUCCAGGGACCAUAGUCGGGUCAUGGGCAGGGUCGCGCACUAA